AUUCUCGCUGAGAUGUCGUUCAAACUCGUUCUCCUAACCAGCCUCCUGGCAGUCACCCAAGCGACUCCCUUUCUCGGAUUCGACCCCCUGAUCACCGGUGGUCAAGCCGCCCGGAAGGCCGAGUUUCCUUACCUGGUCUCUCUGCAGCGGGGAGAUCCGCCGAACGUCGCCCACUUCUGCGCCGGUAGCAUCAUCAAGCCCAAGUGGAUCUUGACAGCUGGUCACUGCGUCACGGUCAUACCAGCUGGCGGUACUCUGAUCAUCAAGGCUGGCAAAUAUCUGAUCAAGCAAGUCGAGAAGGACGAGCAGGUCGUCGAGGUCAACCGAACCAUCGUGCACGAGAAGUACCCGGGAAACGUGGCCCCGAACGACAUAGCGCUGAUAAAGCUCAAGACGCCCCUGAAGUUCAACGCCAACGUCGCGGCUAUCAAGCUCCCGGAGGCCAACAGCCAGCCGACCGGCGUCUUCACGUUCACCGGCUGGGGUUCGGUAUCGCUCAACAGCAAGCCGUCCUACCCCAACGUCCUGCAGAAGGUCGACGUGACCCUCGUCGAUCUGUACACGUGUAAGCUGUCCAUCGAGAGGAUCACCGGCUCGGCGCCGCUCGACCAGGGCAACAUGUGCACCGGACCACUCAGCGGUGGAAUUUCUGCCUGCAGUCGCGAUUCGGGCGGGCCCUUGAUCGGCCGUGACAGAAACGGCACGGUCGAGCUCGUCGGGGUAAGUUCAUGGGGAGUAGAGCCCUGUGGGUUGCGCGGAGCGCCGUCGGUCCACGUCAAGGUGUCCUCGUACAUCGAUUGGAUAAACAAACACAUCGGCAAGCACUGCUGAAUGCCAGUGUAAAAUGAAAUAAAAUUUUUUGUAU
Molecule: messenger RNA, 865 nt
Organism: Nasonia vitripennis (jewel wasp)
Lineage: Eukaryota; Metazoa; Arthropoda; Insecta; Hymenoptera; Pteromalidae
Gene: SP50
Product: serine protease 50
Exons: 4
Coding region: 13-831 (272 amino acids)
Biological process (GO): proteolysis
Molecular function (GO): serine-type endopeptidase activity
Source: RefSeq, marked validated